GGUCGGCGGAAGAUGGCGGCGCCCAUGGAGCUGUACUGCUGGGCCGGGGGAUGGGGGCUGCCCUCGGUGGACCCCGACUGCCUGGCUGUGCUGACCUACGCGCGGUUCACGGGGGCGCCGCUGAAGGUGCACCGGGUCACCAGCCCCUGGAGGAGCCCCUCCGGGCACCUGCCCGCCCUGAGAACACGGGACGAAGGAACCAUCUCCAAACCUCAGCAGAUUAUAACACACCUCAGGAAACAGAAGUACAACGCUGACUAUGACCUGUCAGCCACGCAGAGCGCAGACACGCUGGCCUUCGUGUCCCUGCUGGAGGAGAAGCUGCUGCCAGUACUGAUCCACACCUUCUGGGUGGACGCAAAGAACUACGUGGAGCACACACGGAAGUGGUACGCAGAAACCAUCCCCUUCCCCCUCAACUUCUUCCUGCCCAACGCCAUGCACAAGCGGCACCUGGAGCGGCUGCAGCUCUUGUGGGGGGAUGACUACAUGGAGGAUGAGGAGAAGCUGGAGAAGGAGCUCUACCGGGAAGCUCGGGAAUGCCUGACACUCCUCUCCCAGCGCCUCGGCUCCCAGAAGUUUUUCUUUGGAGACUCGCCAGCCUCCCUGGACGCUUUAGUCUUCAGCCGCCUGGCGCCUCUCAUGAAGGCGAAGCUGCCCAACGGGAAACUGCAGCAGCACCUGAAGUCCCUGCAGAACCUGUGCAACUACUGCACCUCUAUCCUCAGCCUUUACUUUCCCUGGGACGGAGGUGAUCCCCUCACCGGUGCCCCUCGGGCUGCGGGCACAGAUGGCACUGAAGCAGAGGAGGACCCCCACAAACGGCGCAAGCAGCUGCUGUCAGUGCUGGUGGGGCUGGCGGCCAUGCUGGGCUACGCCUUCCUGAGCGGCAUCGUCUCCAUCCAGCGCGGCAGCAUGGAGCCGGCCGGCCGGCAGCCCGUCGCCCUGGAGGAGGAGGAAGAGGAGGAGGAGGAGUGAGGAUGAGCUGUGUGACUGUUCCUCCCCAGCCCCUGGAACUGACUGGUUUUUACGCCGGGAGCCUGGCAGUGUCGCUGCCCGCGGGCGCUCUGCUCUGUCCCACAGGAACCACAGCCCUCUCCGUGGGAGCGUCCCUGCCACGCCAAUAAACCUCCCUCUCUCUGUCUGCGCCCUCUCAUACUCCCAGCACCCUCGAGGCCCUUCCCAGUUUCCCCAGUUGCCCAGGCUGGAGUUGUGCAGCAGGCACCAGUGUGUCCUGCCUGUAUCUCUGUCCCUCGCUCCAGCCUUGGGUCUUGCUGAGGACCAGGCAGAGGAGGGACCUAAAAAGCAUCUGUGGCAUCUC
Molecule: messenger RNA, 1321 nt
Organism: Sturnus vulgaris (Common starling)
Lineage: Eukaryota; Metazoa; Chordata; Aves; Passeriformes; Sturnidae
Gene: MTX1
Product: metaxin 1
Biological process (GO): mitochondrion organization
Cellular component (GO): SAM complex; cytoplasm
Source: RefSeq, a predicted model, not a curated record